Molecule: messenger RNA, 6859 nt
Organism: Pelmatolapia mariae (spotted tilapia)
Lineage: Eukaryota; Metazoa; Chordata; Actinopteri; Cichliformes; Cichlidae
Gene: mid2
Product: midline 2
Exons: 11
Coding region: 452-2758 (768 amino acids)
Biological process (GO): protein localization to microtubule
Cellular component (GO): microtubule
Molecular function (GO): microtubule binding; zinc ion binding
Source: RefSeq, a predicted model, not a curated record
UCCCAGCUGCUACUGUGUGGGGAAUUGAGAGCUAUUCCCGUCCCCCGUAUGUUGAUCACGUGUCCUUAGGGGACGUUUGCUUUGGGGAUCACUUUGGGAGGUAAACGCAGCGCACCGGUGCGCGUAGCCAAUUUGGAGAGAAACAUCCUUAAUAAUAAUCGUAAUGAUCCACCGGAGGAUCAAGCGGAUCACUUUUGUUUCGGGGCGUUGUCAUACACCAUGUACAGUGGCUUGCUUUACACAGAUCAGUAAGGGACUGGCACUCUUUGUGUGCUCCGUGACUCACUGACUUGUCAAAACUUCUGCGCUUACGAACCGCGAUCUUUACUGCGAGCAUCACAUUGUUGCCAUCUCCUGCAACGAGUCGACGUACGGAGCUGUCACUGCGAGCCGAGGUAAUUGGCCAGCUUCCGUGGGAUUUGAUGUCACCUUUAGAUUGGUUCAACUGAAGAUGGAAACACUGGAGUCUGAGCUGACCUGCCCGAUCUGCCUGGAGUUGUUUGAAGAUCCUCUGCUCUUGCCUUGUGCCCACAGUCUGUGCUUUAACUGUGCUCACCGCAUCCUGGUGUCUCACUGCUCCACCAGCAAGCCCCUCGAAUCCAUUUCUGCCUUUCAGUGUCCCACCUGUCGUUACGUCAUCACGCUGAAUCACCGCGGCCUGGAGGGCCUUAAGCGCAAUGUGACGUUGCAGAACAUCAUUGACCGCUUUCAAAAGGCCUCCCUUAGCGGCCCCAAUUCUCCCACCGAGAGCCGUCGCCUGCAGCCGCAGCGACCCUACACCGCCACCAUUAGCGGUACAAUAGCUGGAACGAUUGGCGGCGGCGGUGGCACAAGUGGAGGCAGCGCUCGUAGCAGCCCGGCCACUUCCAGCCACUCCCACCAGCACGCCAACCACACCAAUCACAUCAACCACACCAACGCUAACCACAGCCCAGCUGUUGUUGCUAAAAUGGAUCCACGGAUCAGCUGCCAGUUCUGUGAGCAGGAUCCGCCACGCGAGGCCGUCAAGACUUGCGUCACAUGUGAGGUAUCGUACUGUGACCGCUGCCUGCGUGCAACACACCCCAACAAGAAGCCCUUCACCAGCCACCGCUUGGUGGAGCCAGUGCCAGACACCCACAUCCGUGGCUUGACCUGCCUGGAGCAUGAGAACGAGAAGGUCAACAUGUACUGCUUGGUGGAUGACCAGCUCAUUUGUGCCCUCUGCAAGCUCGUGGGACGCCACAGAGAGCACCAGGUGUCCUCCCUCACUGAACGUUUUGACAAGCUCAAGGCUUAUCAGGUGAGCCCGGGCAGAGUGUCAGAUGCAGUAAUGGAGGCUUCAAAGACAAGCGCUGCGCAAACUCUGGAGAACAACCUAACCAACUUGGUGAAGAGGAACAGUGAGCUGGAGAACCAAAUGGCCAAGCUCAUUCAAAUCUGUCAACAGGUUGAGGUGAACACAGCCAUGCAUGAAGCUAAGCUGGUAGAGGAGUGUGAUGAGCUGGUGGAGAUCAUUCGCCAGAGAAAACAGGUCAUCGCCGUGAAGAUCAAAGAAUCCAAGGUGAUGAAACUGCGCAAGUUGGCUCAGCAGAUUGCAAAUUGUCGCCAGUGUUUGGAGCGCUCCAGUGCCCUGAUCACACAGGCUGAGCAGAGCUUGAAGGAGAACGACCACGCCCGCUUCCUUCAGACUGCCAGAAAUGUCGCCGAAAGGGUUGCAAUGGCCACGGCUUCCUCGCAGGUGCUCAUCCCAGAUGUCAACUUGAACGAGGCGUUUGACAACUUUGCUCUUGACUUCUCCCGAGAGAAGAAGAUUCUGGAAGGACUAGAUUACCUAACAGCUCCCAACCCUCCAUCUAUAAGAGACGAGCUGUGCACCGCCUCCCACGACACCAUCACUGUUCACUGGACGUCUGAGGACGAGUUCAGCGUCACCUCCUAUGAGCUGCAGUACACGAUCUACACGGGCCAAACAAACUUCAUCAGCUUGUACAACUCUGCAGACAGCUGGAUGAUCGUACCUAACAUCAAGCAGAACCACUACACGGUGCACGGCUUGCAGAGUGGCACCCGUUAUAUCUUCUUCGUCAAGGCUAUCAACCAAGCAGGAAGUCGCAACAGUGAGCCAGCCCGCCUCAAAACCAACAGUCAACCUUUCAAGUUGGACCCAAAAACAGCCCACAAGAAGUUACGUCUGUCCAACGACUGCCUGACCAUGGAGAAGGACGAGAGCUCGCUGAAGAAGAGCCACACCCCGGAGCGCUUCAGCGGAACAGGCUCCUAUGGAGCUGCUGGUAAUGUCUUUAUUGACAGCGGGUGUCACUACUGGGAGGUGCUACUCGGAGCAUCCACAUGGUAUGCCAUCGGCGUGGCUUACAAAUCAGCCCCGAAAAACGAAUGGAGCGGCAAAAACUCAUCCUCGUGGGUGUUCUCACGUUGCAACAACAACUUUAUGGUGCGGCACGAUGGUAAGGAGAUGCUGGUGGAGGCGAGUCUGCAGCUGAGGCGGCUGGGUGUCCUGCUGGACUACGACAACAAUUCGCUGUCCUUUUACGAUGCCAUGAAUUCCCAGCAUAUUCACACCUUUGAAAUCUCCUUCCUCCUACCUGUUGUACCCACUUUCAUGAUCUGGAACAAGUCAGUCAUGAUACUCUCAGGGCUACCUGUCCCCGAUUUUGUCGAUGGUGUGGCCUCGGAUCUUCAAGAGAUCCAACAGCAGCAAAUGGGGAUGUGCCGGCAAGACUCGCCAUACUUGACCGGGAUGAAGACCUGCCACUGAGUGGUCGUGUGACUGUAAAUGCGAUUAAAACACUGACACGGUGGCUCAUGUUAGCUAGUUACUUUCAUAUGGGUUUAAAAAGUUGCAAAUAUGCACAGCAGUCUGGAAAAAUGUCAGUCCGGUUAGUUUGUAGCCAUCCAAUAUUUUGCAAAUCCAUCAUCAACGAAUGGGAAUGAGGUCUUUUGACUGCAGUGACCGCAGUCACUGACAGAGAAAAGCUUUGGUGUCCUGUAUUUUCAGGACCAUUUAAGGUCUUCCUUUUUUCAUCUGUGUUUCACCCCAGGCAGAAGACCAAAGUGAGAAUCUUCAUGUCAGCCAUUUAAAGUUUGAAGGUGCAGCACAUGAACAGUGAAACUACUUAACCUGUGGUAGAUUAUGAGAAAGACAGAAAAGGAAAAGUAUACAGAGAAAAAUGAAUAGAAAACCGAUUGAUGCUUUCAAAAGUGUUUAACUCGUGGUGCUUUGACCACAGCGGUGGAAAGUGCUGUCCACCGAUCCAUAAUAGUUAUCAAACAGGUAGAUGGAAAGGUCAUAGCAAAUGCUUAGAAUCACAAUUUUUAGCUGUAUCGAACCAGUAAGUGAGCCUCCUCAUGCCCUGAGUAUCAGGGGCACUGUUGUUCCCAAAAAAGCCGAUCUUUUAAUGUCUUGAUUAUAAAUUACCCUUCUCUCUACGGGGACAGUAAACACAAACCUACCAGCAAAUUACCCCACACAUCAUUUCAGAGCGUCUGGAUCCCCCCAGCGUUAGGGUCAAGCAGUCAGGAUUUGUCUUUAGUUUAUCGUCUGUCUUAGUAGUGUGAAAAUUGAUGCCACUUUCAUGUCUGUUAUUACAGCGCAAGCAGCCGAGCUGGCCUUGUAGCAUAAAUUCUGAAAGCUCCAACUUUCAAGCUGCAGAAUGUAACCUACUGUAAGAUCAUAAAGUGUCUAAAGUGUUUAAAUUUCUCUUUUAUUACAGAUUUAACAAAAGUGUAACGUGUGAAUGGGUAAGCUUUUGAAAUGCUGCCAGACUGGACUUUUUCUGUCCCCCAAAAAAGGAGCUUUUUUCCUUUGGGGAAGUUUGAUUCCUACAAGGUUUACACUAGUACAUACAUUCUCUGGGAAACGUACAAUACCAAGCUUUUUUUUUUAAACCUCUUUGCUUUUAUUCAGUCACUUUUUGAUUUUCUACAUUAAUAAAAACAAAUAAAAAGCAAAAUUAUGAACAGAUCUUUGCUGAUCAUAUUUUAGCAAAUGUGAUCUGUGUUAACUGUACGUAAUUAAAACACACUACAACUAGAAAACAUGUCUGUAUCUUACAGUUUCUCCAAAUGUGUAUGCAGACAUCCAAUUAUAGACAUUACAAUCUCUAGCUUGGUAGAGUUUUGUAUUUACUGCACACAAUGGAAAAAUAAUGCACACCAAUAACUGCAAAUUCACUGUAAGAAGAUUUAAGACUAGGAAAAAAACUACAACUUAAGACAGCGAGUUCAGUAGUAUUUUUUUUCUUGGUUGUAAAAGUAACACAGAGCUUAACUGCAUAUUUUGAGUAUAAUGAUGUAUGCUUAAACACAUGCCACGUUAGCAUCAUCUGCACUCCCAAAAUGUGACACAUUUACAGUGUGAUCAUACCGAUGAAACAAAAACACUUAAACCUCCCGCAUCAGUCCAGACACGAGAGUGGUAUUCUUUUUCCCACACAGAGACUCUUGAUUCUUAAAAUGUCCCAUUUUUUUUCAGUUUGUCUACUACAGCAGGCUGUACUGCAAGUAUUUCCUUGCCGCUGUUCAUGUGUUGUGUCCUUAAUAGCUAUGUGUGGUCACUGCUAUAGUCCUUUCCUCGAUCUUCCUCCUGGAUUUGACCCGUCAGUCUUGUUUUGUAUUGACAGGUCACAGCUUCCUUAUUUCAGGAAGCGUUAGCGUCGCUCCCGGAUUCUUUAUUAACAAGAUCCCAGGGGGCAGAUUUGCAUCGUGUGACUACUCGACUUGUAUAAUAAGAGGUUUAUUGAUAACUAGAGGAAAAAAAGUGUUAUUUAUGGGAAAAAAAAGUUUACUUUUAUUAUUAAUCGCAACAUAUUCAUGAUGCACUUUUUAAUUAACACUAACUCCCCCCUGUGAGUAUUGAAAUAGAUGGAAAUGUGUGGCAGGGUUUUAAUGGGGAGGGUAAGAGACAAUAAGCACUGCUGCUGGUUGUGUUAACUCAUCCUAUUUUUCUGCUCAUAUUUUCAAAGUAAUUUAUGGUGGUUAGCGUGUAAAACAUACUGCAGUAAAACCUCUUUUGGUCACACGGAGAACUUUGCAAUAAAGAAAAAAGUCACAGCUUUUAAGUUUUGUUUACUGUGCUUUAAACACAACCAGCGACUUGUCCUCCCCAUUGCGUUUUUUCAAUAGCAUACAGUGAAACUAUGUUUAGAAAAGGGAUAUGAUUAUGAUGGUGUUUGUGGGAUUUUUAUCAUGAUUAUAAUGAAUAACUAAUAGCUGUUUGUUGUUGACUUUUCAGGGAAGGAGGUGGUUAACACUUAAACCUGCUGUCUGUCGCAAUGUCAUGGCAUGAUUGUGUUUUCCUCUGUAAUUUGUUACCACACACACACACACACCAACACACUCCAUGUUCAGUUUAGGUUGGUCUUGUCGUGAUAAAUGCAUGAUACAUUAUAGGAUCUCACAGUUCACCGGGUAAUUUAAGUAACUCUUUCAAGCUCACCAAUUUGUUUUUUUCCCUUUGGAAAGAGGCUCACCUGAACAUUUUACAGCAGACCUGACCUCGAAACUCUUUCUGUUCUUGAUCACUAUUCAAAUAGCAGCUGAAGCAGGAAAAAAUAGUUUUGCUUUCUGGUUUGGAUUUAAAGGCCUAGCGUGGGUGACAGUUUCUCUCUGGUUUGAUAUUCAAGGAAGCAGGGCUGAUUCAGACAAUCAAAUAUGUAUCAUAGUUUUUGCCGAUUUAAGAGGCCGCGUAGCCAGAAAGUCGAGAGAAGCUGUGACAAAGUGACACUGGAGGUUGUGCUUAAAAAAAGAUGCAGACUCUUACCCGAUUUGACACGAGAAACCUUACGCCUCAUUGCCGAUUUCACUCCUUUUACUCAUCAUGAGGUAUAUAACUGUUGACUGUCUUGCAACAUUUCUACUCUGACAGGCUAUGAUCUCCUUGACUUGAAAACGCAGGCAUACCCUGCAAACACACUGUUUUAAAUCAUUUGCUAGUGACCUUAAAGUUCCUUGAUGAGUCAGUUGGGAACGGCAGUGAAAAUCGGAUCUGCAUUAUUCACCGAGGGAAACUGAACGGUGCAUCAGUUAUGAAUAUUUACUCGAGGUGUUGAUUGAUAGAGAUGUUCCACAUGUCAAAGAUAACACAGCAGACAAACAUAGCAGGGAGCUUACCGAAUGUUACCUGACUUCCAGAUAUCCAUUCAUCUCGCUGAAUAAUGUCGGUCGCAGCAACCAAACAGUGUUGAUUUGUGAUCUGGACCGACAAGCUCAAGUCAUCUGUGCAAGUGUGCUUGGCUUGGUCACUGCAUGAAUAUGUGACCUUGCCGCAGGUUCAUACUGUAACUCUGUUCUUAUCUUCGAGAUAGGGUUUCCUGUUGAGUCAAACAUAUUCUCAAUUUUUAUUUUUAUUUUUUACAAUGGGGGGAAAAAAAAACUUCGAAAGCAUACAGAAAAUGUUCAUUGCCAUGCAUAUCAGAUCAUCUGCAGUGCUCUUUUUUUGUGUCACAAGUCAAUACAGUAAAAUAUAUACGGUGAAUGAUUUUCAAUAGCUACCCACUCCUUGUAGUGCAGUGUAAUACCCUAGAGACAAUGCAAUAGAUUCUCCUUUCUGCUUUUCUGUUUGUGUAACUUGGGAAAUUGUUUUGGUUUUUUUUACAACUCAAAAGAAAGGCACUCCUCUCCUUUUGACAUUUGGACCUUAAUUUAAAAAAAGAGAGAGAAAAAAACUGAAACAGCACAAAAAGAGCAGUUUUGCCUUCCUGCAAUGCUUCCUGUUUCCAUAGAUAUAACAGAUAUACUUUUAGUCAGAGAGGAAUGUAAAUCAUAGGGGGAAAUAUAUAUUAUAUAAAGUUGUAUAUUAUAACAAAUAUAUAUGAACCAAUGUUAUUUAUGUGAAUUUAAGUCCAAUUAAAAGUCUGAU